This is a messenger RNA of Daldinia caldariorum, 1540 nucleotides long. RefSeq lists its product as uncharacterized. Gene Ontology annotation, biological process: protein lipoylation. The record is from RefSeq and is a predicted model, not a curated record. Gene Ontology annotation, molecular function: lipoyltransferase activity. NCBI's taxonomy places the organism in Eukaryota, Fungi, Ascomycota, Sordariomycetes, Xylariales, Hypoxylaceae. Gene Ontology annotation, cellular component: mitochondrion; cytoplasm. The transcript has 2 exons. The coding region runs from base 188 to 1414 and encodes 408 amino acids.
CUCACUUAACCUUACCUGCCUCAGGUACAUAUUAGCCUCACUCACCUUUUUCCAAUAUUUCAACUAAAAAGUUUAAAAUCAUGUAUAUGAAAUAACCAAAGAUAAUAUAAGACAACAAUAUAAAUUAAUUAGUAUGAGAUGAAAUGAGAUAAUACAGAGUUUUCUAUUCUCUUUCCUUUCUUUCCCCAUGGCUCUCCCACGGCACCUCCUCAACACCUUCGCCAGGCCGCGUAUAAGACCUUCUUCUUUUUCUUCUUCCUCUUCUUCUUAUACCUCUAUCCCCUCCCCCACGCGGCGCCUCUUCAACGCGGACGCCGUCUCCCACCCCUCCAACCGGGUCCAGGUGUACAUCUCGCGGGCGACGGACCCGUACCUCAACCUCUCCAUCGAGCACUUCCUCCUGCAGACGUCCCCCCCGGACUCCGUCGUCUUGUUCCUGUACGCGAACCGGCCCUGCGUGGUCGUCGGCCGCAACCAGAACCCGUGGGUCGAGGUGAACUUGGGCCUUCUGGGCCCGGGGAAAAGCAGCGUCGUGGACGAGCGCGGGGAUCCUCUCGAUGGCCCCGUGCUCCUCGUACGCCGGCGCUCCGGCGGCGGCACCGUCUUCCACGACUCCGGCAACGCUAACUACAGCGUGAUAUGCCCGCCCGCCUCGUUCGACCGCAACAAGCACGCGGAGAUGGUCGUCCGCGCGCUCCGCUCCCUCGGCGCGUCCGGGUCCCGCGUCAACGAGCGGCACGACAUAGUGCUCGACGUCAACGUCGACACCCCCGAGCACACGCACACGCAGACGCAGACGUUCAAGGUCUCGGGCUCGGCCUACAAGCUGACGCGCCUGCGCUCCCUGCACCACGGCACCUGCCUCCUGCGCUCGCCCAACCUCCCCCUCGUCGGCCCGCUGCUGCGCUCCCCCGCAGCCCCCUUCAUCAAGGCGCGCGGCGUCGAGAGCGUGCGCAGCCCGAUCCGCAACGUCGGUGUGGCGGAUAUCGCCGAGUUCGAGGACGCUGUCGUCGCCGAGUUCGGCGCCAUGUACGGAGACGUCGACCCCGAGGUUAUCCGGCAGGCGGAUGCCGAGGCGGCGCUGGAUGGUGUCCUGGCUAUCGCGAAAGGGUACGCUGAGCUCAAGUCCCGGGAAUGGAUAUACACGCAGACGCCGCAAUUCUCCUUCUCCACGCACCCAACCGACGACGACCCUCGUCCUAGACCGCCUCUACCGGACGACCUGCCCCCGGAUUUCCGCGCAGCUAUGACGGUCCGGCACGGGCAGAUCACCGAAAUAUCCGGGACAGGUCUACCAGAGGAGUCCCUGAAAUCGGCGUACCUACACCACAUUACCGACUGGCGGUCCAAAGUUAACAGCGAAGCCGUUGGAAGGUGGCUUAACAAUUUAUUCGGGGUCACGGGUAAAAACUAAUUUUUACAUCUCAAGUACCGAGUUAUUUUAGGUACCCAUGCAUAUAGAUACCUACUUAGGCACCUAGAUAUGCAUUCAUUGUAUAUAGAAAAGGGGGCCUCCAUAUAUAUUAGAUUAGGUACCUCA